AUGGAAGAUUUAUGCAAACAAUACAAUUUAACAGAUUCUGAAAUCGGAACUCUAAAGCAAUUUGAGGAAAUAACAAACUCCGAAGAUCAUGAAGUCAACAUAGGUACUUUGAAGUCCUUACAUUGGAAUUUGGAGAGAGCCAUUGAAACGCAUCUAUGUGGCGAACCAAAAGACGUCCCUAUGGAGCAAGAUGAUAAUGAUGAUAUACAGAUUUUAGGAUCAAAUAAUGUUUCUAAUGAUGAUAGUAACAAUUUUCAUACGUCAAGAAGACCUCUCAGAACAUACAUGACUAGAUCUAAUACACGGGAACAGGCUCUUCGUCGUACUCAAGGCACUGAGUAUUCAGAUGAUAAUGAAAUCAACUCCGAUGAUGACUUCACCGUAGAUUCUGAUGAGCUCGACAACUCAAGCAGCUUGAAUAGGGUUCCUCUCAUUCCAACCGAAGUUGAUUCAGUGAUUGAGGCUGUUCAGAACUUUGUCACUGUUUUUAGGGCGAGAUAUGUAGAUUCUACUCCAAGAACUAUGCCUAACUUCUUCCAAGGUUCUUUACCAGAUGCUAUCCGCGAAGCUUUCGAAAGUCCAUCCAAACCUAUCGAGGAACGCCGGCCUCUGGCUAUCUACGUUCAUAAUGACAAAUCAGUGUGCGCAAACAUAUUUGCAACGGAGGUGCUCUGUAAUUCGCAAGUAUCUGCUUUGUUGAAGCAUCAAUACAUUGUGUGGCCAUGGGAUAUUACUUUUCCUGAAAACGAGAAGAAACUGAAAGAUUGGCUUUCAUUAGUUCAAAUGGAUGAAUUGAAUAUGUCAUUGGAAUUCAACUGUCGCUUUGAAAACAAACUUCCUGUGCUCGCGGUGAUCACACGUGAAAAAGGAAGUUUUAAAGCAGUUGAUCUUUGCUACGGCGCAGACACUCUCGAUGUGGUAUUGCAUAAGCUCAUGUCAGGUGUUGAAGCUUAUACUGACAUUCGACUGACUGAAGUGAAAGAGCACAAGGGACGAGUCGAAAGAGAACAAAUUCGUUUGGAGCAAGCACAGGAGUAUGAAGCAUCUUUGGCUGCUGAUAAAGCUCGUAUGGAGGCAAAAAUGAAAGAGAUCGAAGAGCAGAGGCUUGAAGAAGAGAGAAAGCUCAAAGCAGAGGAAGACGAAAAGAUACAUCGUGCACAAUUAGCGAGUGAACUUCCUGAAGAACCUGCAGAGAACGAGGCAGGAGCUAUAGUUAUUAAAUUCAGGCUCCCUAACGACGAGCAGCUGGUUCGCCGUUUCCGAAAGUCGGAAUCUUUAUCAAUUUUGUUGAAAUAUCUGAGUGCUCAGGGAUAUCAUAGUAAAGAGUAUAGAUUUAUGAACUCUGAUUUUCCUAAGAAGGAUGUGGCUAACUGGGAUGGAAGUAAAACGUUUGAAGAACUCAAAUGGCCGGUUCGUGAACAAAUUUUUGUAGAAGAAGUUUGA
Auanema sp. JU1783 is the source of this 1443-nucleotide messenger RNA. Lineage: Eukaryota; Metazoa; Nematoda; Chromadorea; Rhabditida; Rhabditidae. The record is from the annotation of a GenBank genome assembly.